AUGGCGGCGGUGGAGCGAAGAAUGGCUCUUCAUAGAGCGCAACAAGUGAAGAAAAGAUUAAUACACUAUCUAACUAACCUUGUUGUUGCAGUUUCUGAGGAUGAUGAUAUAAUCUGUAACAGGUACAAUAUGCUUGAUCAAUAUUUUGUUAAGAAAUCGGUGUUUUCAUUUUGGCUGAACCGUAACCCAGAGGAAGAGAAUGGGGUGAACUUGUUUUUGGAGGUGUUGAUCCCAAUCACUACAAGGGAAAGCACACUUAUGUGCCUGUGUCAAGAAAAGUUUGAUAUGGGAGAUAUACUUAUUGGAGACAAAAAAACUGGAAUUUGUGCUGACAGCUGUUCAACUAUUGCAGACUUAGGGACUUCUUUGUUGGCAGGUCCAACGGUAUGA
Arachis stenosperma is the source of this 390-nucleotide messenger RNA. Its product is annotated as cardosin-H-like. The record is from RefSeq and is a predicted model, not a curated record. Gene Ontology annotation, molecular function: aspartic-type endopeptidase activity. Gene Ontology annotation, biological process: proteolysis. Lineage: Eukaryota; Viridiplantae; Streptophyta; Magnoliopsida; Fabales; Fabaceae. The transcript is spliced from 5 exons. The coding region runs from base 1 to 390 and encodes 129 amino acids.